CCUUGCUUGCUCAGGGUGGGGCCCUUGGCCUUUGCCCUUCAAAGGGAGGCUCAGUGAAGGUGCUGUGUCAAUAGACAGGGUCAUAAAACUUGUCCUUGUCCAGCCUGGUGUUCGUGGGAGGGGCACUCCAGCUCCCCCCCACCUGCCUGCCCGGUUUUUCUGCAUUCUGUGGAAGCCUUUCCAUUUUCCUUAUCUUCACCCAAGGCAGCCUGGCUUGGGACCUGCUUUCUGAGCCUCCCAAGGACACACACUCAGAAGGUCAGCCGUGGGCGUUCCUUGGCACAGCCCCAACAGGGCGAGAUUCCUCGUCUCCCUUGCCAACCUUGCCCCACCAACCUUCCUGCGUGUGGCACCCUUCCUCGUUCUCUGCCACGCCCUGGCAGCCCUGCCUGGCCUCCCUUUCCACUUCACUGGCAAUGAAGGCAUCCGUGCCGGAGCGCCGUGGCUCAGGAACAGGCACCUGUGGCCCAACUAGAGGGCAGAGGGCUUUGGCGCUGCUUCUCCAAUGCUGCCGGGGAGGGGGAGCUGGCUUCCUGAGGCCUGGAAAGCAGAGUCCGGCUCUGAGCUGAAGAGAAGAAACCAAACUCAUGGCUCAGGCUGACUGGACAGCAGGGCACCCUACGAGCGCAGAAUAAAAAAGCCAAAGGAAAAAUAAGAGGAAUAGCGUUGCUUUCGGGGCGUCGGCUCAUCCAUUCGGAGGUUUUUCCUGACCGGAUUUCUCAGUUCCUUCGAUAGUGGUGGAGAGUCCCGUGGGAGACAUUUGGAGACGUUUCUGCCUUGGAAAUGGCCCAUGUUGAACUGUAUCAGCACAGGAAAUAUUUUAUGACAUUUUGUAUUACGAUAAUGUUAUUGUCACAAAAUGUUUUAUAAAAUUUGCCAAAUUGCAAUUCCACUGGAGUUAUGAGUCCUGGAUUUUGGACACAUUCUGUAAGUUAGCCCACUUGAAGUACUUGGUCCAAAACGUUUUGCCCUCUGGUCAGUUUCGCCCAGUAUGUGGAGAUUUACUUACGUGUGUGUGCCAAAGGGGAUUCCGGGCUUCCUUCCUGCUAAGGGGAGGGCACACGCUUGGAGCUGGGAGUUUGCCGGAAGCAGCAAGCUCCCCCCUCCUGCUUCCCCUUCAGGCACGGCUUUCCUCACCUGGCAAGGUGAGAAUAGAAGCGAUGGCUGCAAAAUGUCUGAACCAGCCAUGAUGCUGCUGCUGCCGGCCCAGGAGGAGCAGCCUUGCAGAGUCUCUGGAGUCUCUGCGGAGGAGCCUCCUCCUCAGCUGCCGGGCGAGAGGGAGCCAGGAACUGGUCAGCAUACAAGCAAACAGCAGAAGGCAGGCCUUCGCCACCUAAAUCCCCCCCCCACCGCCCAGGAGAAGAGCCGACUGGUACCCCUCAUCCCCCUCUCCUAAAGCUAUGCCUCCCUCGAGGGAGCCCAGUUAAACGAACUCCCCCCCACCGCCCUCCGUUCUGUGAGGGGUUGAGGAAUGUGGCCGGGCGGGGGGGGGCUGCCCCACUGCUGAAGUGGUCCCAUUCUCUUCCUGCUUCCUUUUAUUGUUCAGUCCAUUUGGAAAUUAUAGAGUCUUUAUGACAAACAGGUGCCGCAUGAUGGAACAGUAGUCAAACUCUGAACAUUUCAGAAAUGUGGAAUUGUUAUUUAACUUUUUUAAUCUUUCUUUCAUGAUCAGGAAAGCUAGUAGAUUGCCAGUUCAAGCAGCAGGGACUAAACGCUGAGCCUGAAAGCCACCCAUAAGAGGCUGGGUGGGGUUGAGGAGUCGCCCAAAGAGGGGCAUCCUUUCUGCAGAGGAAGGAGGGCCAGGGAGGGAGCUGCCGGUGAGAGGUUCCCUUCUAGACCGUUGGCCAAGGUUGGGGUUUCAGGCUGGAGAACGGCGUCCCGGAGGCUAAUCUGAACCUGCAGAAGGAGCAACUCUACUAGCAGGCCUGCUUUGCACACACACACACACACACACCCCGUCUCUUGUGGCCGGCAGUGUGGCCCUCAGGCUGUUCUCCGGUUGCCCAAGGGGCUUCCCUGAGAGGCUCACCUGAGGCUCCUCAGCCAGCAGCCCCUCUCUUCCAGGUAUCCUCCCCCCUGCCUCCUGGGACAGAGACUAGAACAGUCUCUCUCUUUCACCUUGGCAGGUGAAGCCCAUGCUGCAGGCUGAGACCAGAGGCUGGGUUGGGAGGACCUGUGGAGAAGGAGGGACACGGGGACCCUGAGGUCUAGGAGGGACCGUCGCAGAUGGCUCUGGAGGUGCAGGAAUCUUUAAAUCCUAGGGGUAGUUGCUCCUGUGGGCAGAAUGCGAGCACUCCGGGCGUUUGUGCAAAAGGCGGCUUCAGGACUGACAUCCAGGGCACUGCUGGGAGGAUUGCUCUGGCUUCUGGGCUUGAGGACGACGAGGCUGCCAAGCCCGGCCCGGAGGCCACUGUCCCCAGUCCCAGCAGCCUGAAAGUGGAGUGCAUCAUCUGUUACUGUUGCUAUGACCUCUCUGCCCACCUCCCUCGCCGCCUCCACUGCGGCCACACAUUUUGCCAGGCUUGCAUCCGGCGCCUCAACGUGGUGGCCAGUGAGCAGUGGUGGAUCCCGUGUCCCCAGUGCCGCCAAAACACCCCCACCCCGCGUAGAGGGGUGGCAAUGCUUGACUUGGACCUUGUGGCCUUCCUCGCCAUCAAAUCCGAGAAGGCAGUUCCCCAGCAGGGAGGCCGGCUGCAGCUGGAGUGGUUCUCCAAGGAGAGGCCGGUCAUCACGGAGCAGCCGAAUGGCUCCUGCCAGGAAGUUCUGCCUGAGCCCCAGCCUUGCUUUCCCCAGAACAGCUGCUGCCGCUGUGACCCCAUGCUCUGCUGUGGAACCCUCGCAGCUUUUCAGAGCUGAAUUAGCUUCCUGCCUGCCUGGGGCAGAAAGUGAGAAGAGAGGAGAAGCCUUUACUCAUUGCUGAACUGCAGAGUCCAGGAUUUUCUGAAAAUGUCUCCAUCUUUGCUGCAUCUUGCAGGACUUCCCCACUCUGGUGGCUUUCUAGCAAAAUCUGACCAGCCCAGGGCUGGAUGUAAAUCUUCUGGUCCGUCUCAGUGCUUGCUUGGGGAUAGCAAUCUGGGCAUGGCUGCAGACGAUAGCCGGCCGGUCCUAUUCCUCGGUUGUGUACUUAGCGAGGUGUCUUGGUUUUUUUCUUAGUUGAGCCCCCAGGGCUUCCCUUGAGAGUUUAGACUUCUGCUGCUGAGAGUGUGCAGAGGAUAAAUCUGACCUGCAAGGGUCUCUCCCAGCACAUCCGGUGGCUCAGACUCUGCCCCGGUCUCUUUUUAGUAAAUGACAGGCUGCUUCCAGAGAAGCACAAGGUCUGGAAUGGCUGCCAUUUUUACAGAGGAAGGAGAUUCCUAUGUGGAGUUUGUCUGAAAUGGUAUAGGAUCUCGCUUAAGCAAGGGGGUUAUACUAGAAGACCUCCAAAGUCCCUCCAACUCUACAAUUCUGUAGCUCUGCUCUUCUCCCUCUUUUAUCCUCCCCUGAUCCCCUCUUGUCUUUCUGCUGCCCUGGGCAUCAGGCACCCUUGGAGCAAACACCCUCAGGCCUUCUCUGUUUUCCAUGUUUGAAGAACAUGCUUGGGGUGUAACUCUAUUGGAUGCUGAGGCUCAGCAAAGUAACAUUCUUUAACUCUAUAAGUUUUGUAAAAGGUAUAUUUUCUUAAUAUUUUUAAGUUAGUCUCUUCUUCAGAAACUGGAAUGUCUUUCUGACAAGAGUUCACAAAUGAAAAAAUAUCAUACUGCCGUGCUGCUGAAAUAGUAAUAUUACAAUAUUUUCUGGUAUAAAUUAUAUCAUUAUUAGAAGAAAGUAAUGUUAACAUUGAUGAUCUACAGAGGUGCUAAUUUCACAAGAGGUCAGUACCGGACAGUAAAUUUUGAUUUUCAAAUCUGUGAUACCUGAAUGCUUCUCAGACACUUGGUAAAAACGUUGUUUAACUGCCUGUUUUUCAUCUCCAUCCCCUUAAUUUCACUUGUCGAAUUUGGCACAAGUGAAAGUGCUGAAUCUAGCCCAUCUUGGAUGUUUGAAUGACAGGUAGGCAGAGUCAUAUCCGAUCAUGCAGGGAUCUAAAAAGUUUGGCUGCUUCUGCUUUCCUGAUGCACCAUUCCUUGAUCUGCAAAGUCAUAUUUUAGCUUGAGAUGCUUUGAUUGUUUUUAAUUAAAAGUCACAAGUCUGUUUUUCCAAAUAUGAACCUGCUCAUGAUUUUUCCAUGCCUCGAUAUUUAUUGAUUUAUUUUUUUAUAAGUGGCUGUCAUUAUAAAAAAAACCCAGGCAAAUUCUUACUCAUGAGUGUGCUUAAAAGGCAGCCACAAAGUUUUACAACCUGCCCCUGGAGGUUGCGCAGAGGGGUAGCCCCACAUCAAGGGGAAGCCAGCCUGGGAACCUCUUCAGGAAAGCCUGCCUGGAAAGGGCAGCCAGUUUCUGGGUUGCGCCUCCCCUUCGGGGCAGGACGCAGAGAGUCUCUGCAGAGGCGGGCCUGGGGAGGCUCGGGGAGACCUCGGGGCCUGAGCAGAGCCCUAGGCGUCUGGGCCUGCUGCUCUUGCUUGUGGCCAGGCGAGAAGAUAGGUAGGAAGCAUUCGGGCAGGUCUCCUGUUGCUCUGACCCUCGGAGGUCUCUGGGCCUGCCAAACUGGGGAGGCGCAGGUUUCUAGGGAGGUUUUUGGACGCUGCCUCUGGAUGUCCA
Messenger RNA from Crotalus tigris (Tiger rattlesnake), 4676 nucleotides. It is a transcript of the gene RNF224, whose product is annotated as ring finger protein 224. NCBI's taxonomy places the organism in Eukaryota, Metazoa, Chordata, Lepidosauria, Squamata, Viperidae. The transcript is spliced from 2 exons. Bases 2227 to 2856 code for a protein of 209 amino acids. The record is from RefSeq and is a predicted model, not a curated record.